Blepharisma stoltei is the source of this 596-nucleotide messenger RNA. Lineage: Eukaryota; Ciliophora; Heterotrichea; Heterotrichida; Blepharismidae. The record is from the annotation of a GenBank genome assembly.
AUGUCUGCUGAAAAUCUUACUCACACCAAAGGACGCUGGACAAAGUCAGAGCACGAAAGGUAUAAGCUUGCUAUGGCUCAAAAUUAUGGGUCCUGAGCUGAAGUCGCUGAGUUUGUAGGGACAAGGUCCGCCAAUCAAUGCAGAUCCCAUCAUCAAAAGGUCAACGCAAAAAGUUUUGUGCCGAAAAAGCCUAGGAAAAAGAACCUUAAGAAAGAAAUUGCAGUGCAAUGCUGCGUCGAUUUGAGUAUUUUUGAUGAGUUCAUUGAGAAUACAGAAAUUAAUCUAAGCCAAGAUACAGGGAUUUUUGAAGAAAUUGGGCAAGAUUCAGAUACAAGUAACACAGAAAGUGCUGAAAAAAGCGAGUUUUUAAUAAGUAUCGACGAUUGGGAUCACCAUCUUGAAAGUGGUUGAUUGGGGCUUUUUGCUGAAUUUAUAGGGAAAUUAAUAAAAAUUUUUUGUCAUGAGACAUUUGCUUAUAAGAGCCCGUCAAAUGCAAAAAACAUCAAUUAAAUAUCUCCAAGGAAAUGGCGCACCGGCAAAAAUCCUAGGAGGAAAAAGCAUGGACCAUUGAAAGUUUAGCAUUUCAAGAGUGCUAG